GAUGGCCGAGAGAAGGAGCAGCGGCAGUCGGCCUGCCAGCGCCGACGUGAGCUCAUUUCCUGACGCCGCCAACGAGGUGCCCUCGGGGUACCCGCUCAGCCUCUGCUUGGCUGCCCCGGAACCAAAAUAUCUCUGCAGCCACUGCGAGCGCGUGUUGAGGACAGCCCUGCAAACCCUCUGCGGACAUCGCUACUGCAAAGCCUGCCUGGCCUGGCUCGUGCGAAACCAUAAAAACCCAGUUUGUCAGAGUUGUAAGGAAGAAGAUCCUGACAAUGUAGAUGAAGAAAUGUUAUUAUCAAUAGAAAAGGCUUUUAGCGAUGCUGCUAUUAACAAGGAGAUUUCAGAGCUAAGUGUGCAUUGUGUGGUCCCUGGAUGUACAUGGACUGGCAUCAUGGAGGCAUUGGAAGGUCAUCAGAGCACAUGUGAAUACACCCAGAUUCCAUGCCACGCUGGGUGUGGACAGGAAGUGAUGCGGAAAAAGCUGGCAGAACAUUUGCGGCAGGAAUGUACCCUUUCAGCGACUUCCACUGACAAGGACAUCUGUCGGUUUUCCAGGAUCGGCUGCUCGUUCAAGGGCAGCAGGAAAGAAAGACAGGAGCACGAGAAGAACACCCUGGGGACACACCUGGUUCUGCUGCUUCAACAUGCCAGGCAACUGAAGGGGAAUCUGGACCCAGCAGGCAGCGGGGCUGACUCCUGCUUCAAGGCCGCAAAAGCCCUCAAUGGGAUCUUCCUGAGCCUGCAGCUCCCCCCAGCUUUGGACGUGAACUCUUUCCCUGGGCUGCCUCUGUACGAGGGCGAGUCGAGCUGGCAAGCCCUGCUGAGGGGGAGGGUGGUCCCUUUGUUGGACAGCAAGCUGCGGGUGUUUGAAAACAUCGUGUCUGUGCUCAGCAAAGAGAUGGAUGCUUCGCGCCAGAAGAUAGCGGCCUUCCGCGGUCAAAGAGGCCUUGACCAGGAUACCAUCCGGGGCUUGGAGUUGAAGAUUGCUGAUCUCCAGCGAUGCCUGGCGCAGAAGGAGGUGGCUCUCAGCAGGCUCCAGCAGAAACUCCUGCUCUCAGCAGAAGCGACAUACAAUGGCAUUUUUCUGUGGAAGAUCACAGAUGUUCACCAAAAGUGCUAUGAAGCAGUGAGUGGGAAAGUGUGCAGUUUACAGUCUCCUGCAUUCUACACGGCGCGAUACGGUUACAAACUCUGCAUGAGGCUCUAUCUGAAUGGCGAGGGGAGGGGCAAAGGAACUCACAUGUCCCUCUUCCUGGUGCUCCUUAGAGGGGAAUACGACACACUCCUCCAGUGGCCUUUCGCAUACAAGAUCACCUUCGUGUUGCUCGACCAGAACAACGGAGACCAUCUGACAAACACUUUUCUCACAGAUCCAAGCUCUGCGUCGUCCCAGAGACCUGUGACUGAUAUGAACGAGGCCAGCGGCUGCGCCCGGUUCCUCUCAUUGGCCAAACUGCAGUCGCUGAAAUAUACUUAUUUAAAAGAUGGCACCCUUUUCCUCAAGUGCAUUGCCGAAUCCUCAUUGUGAGAGUGCAUAUCAAAGCUUUGAAAGCAUCAGCAGGUGAUAAAUACAAGGGGAGAGCUACUUCGGAAACAUCUGGAGAGAGCUGGUUUGCGUCUGCAGCGGGACUGAUUUACACCUUGAAGGGAUACCUGUUAACCAGGCCAGUGUGGAAGGAUGUGUGUUGGACUGCCCCCCAGUUUCCUUAUUCCAGCCUCCAUACCUUAACAAAUCAGACCUCCAGCCCCAUGCAGGGGGCAAUGUGUUUGUAUCACCAGUAGGAUGUUUUUCUCUAGGUACUAAAAAGCAGGACUUUUUUUGUAGCAGGGACUCCUUUGCAUAUUAAGCUACACCCCCCUGAUGUAGCCAAUCGUCCAAGAGCUUACAGUAAGCCCUGUAAGAAGAGCCCUGUAAGCUCUUCGAGGAUUAGCUACAUCAGGGGGGUGUAGCCUAAUAUGCAAAGGAGUCCCUGCUACAAAAAAAAAGCCCUGCUACAAUGUAUGUGCUUAACCCCAUAUGGUGGCUUACAGACCAGUUUUGUGAACAUAGCCAACUUGUUGGAAGCUAGCCAUGUUUCUUUUUGUUUGUUGUGGCAGGGCUGUCACCUUAUCACGCAGACAUCCUCUGCCAUGCUUUCAGCAAGACGCUGUCUCUGCCCCCAUGAGUGAAUCCAAAGCCUUGAUGUCUUUGCAGUAUGUUGAGGUUACACAUUUACUUGACGAGAAGUUCAACUGAGUUCAGUGGGACUUCUGGGUGCAUGCAUAAACUCAGACUGUUAGGACAGUGAUUUUCAGACCAUCCAGUCCAAUCUCCCAUAUGUGUGUGUGUGUUUUUUAAUCUUCAAGGUAUGCUGUACAAUUAUAGGACCCUACUGCAUUUGCAGGAAGCUUUAGAUCUUGGGUGCUUAGUUCUAGGGUCACCAGGGUAUCAUUCUUCCAAUCCAGGCCACCUGGUGUGCCCUUUAGGCAAAUUGGCUGCGUAGGGUGCAAGCCAAACACAUUGCUUGGUGCAUUGUCUUCAACUUGUUACAGGGUCUGCUCCCAGCGAUUGCUGCAAAAGGUCAGGGAAUUGCCAAAAGAAUCGCCUUUUGACCUGUUUGCCCAUGCCAGAAUUUUGUUUGUGCUUUCUUUGAGAAAUAUGGUUCACAUGUCAACCAUGGGCUUGACCUCUUCAUUGCCUGCAACAGCGGAAUGUGGGAGCAGGCACGUUUCUCACUAAAAGAUUGGACAGCAUGCUCCCUGUACGUUUUGCCUCCAAGCUCUUCUUCAAUAAGGGCUGCAUCAGUACUUUUGAGAAAAGAAAAAGAAGACUGGGAGUUUGAGCCAGCUAUUGGUGCAAAUGGACUCCGGGAGAAUCUAGACAAACCCGAGAGAACUAAGUUUGCAGUGGGCACUAGUGAGGUGUGCUAGGAUUCGGUGUCACCCAUUGGAGUCUCUGCCUUAAAACAUUACCUAACAUUCCCCUGCAGCUAUGCAGGGAAGCCGAGCAGUCUUAUUUUUCCCAGGAAGUUUUCCCACCGUGGCUGAUGAUUUCAAGAGCCCGUGCUAAGCUUUGGAGGAGCCCUUAAACAUGGCUUGAAAGCCACUGCCUUAAAAGCUCCUGACCAUUUUUGACAAUCCGAGUCCUUUUAAUUGGAAUUCCAGUAGCACCAGCCCUGCUGGUGGCUCUCUUCAUCUCUUUGACACGUUUCUUCUUCCCGGGACAAUGCAUAAGUCAUUCAGCUCUAGUUCUUGAAUUAAAUUAGGAAAUCAAAGGUACAUCCUUCAUUAUAAAAUCUUUAUGCGCAUCAAGAAGAUGGAUCAAUCACUUUAAAGGCGCUGAUCUUUGGAGGCAGGAUUCUCUGAGUCUGUAUUGAGAGUGCAUUUGCUCUACCAUGGUUACAUACUGUUGGACUUCUCAGCAGUGGGUUUUCUGGCAGCUUUACAGCAGUUUUGCAGCAGUACAUUGUGAGCAAGAUUUACACUACCUUCAGGGCUAGCCAGCUGCUGUUUGUGCCAUUUAAAGGACACAGGAGGGGCUAGUUUUAAAAGGUAAGCGGGAAUAAGAUAAGUGUUUUGUGGCUGAUUAUACAAGGCUAUACUUUGCCCCGAAUCUUUAUAAAUAAAAAAAGUUUCUUAACCA
Messenger RNA from Heteronotia binoei (common prickly gecko), 3622 nucleotides. RefSeq names its product TNF receptor associated factor 1 (gene TRAF1). NCBI's taxonomy places the organism in Eukaryota, Metazoa, Chordata, Lepidosauria, Squamata, Gekkonidae. Gene Ontology annotation, biological process: positive regulation of JNK cascade; regulation of apoptotic process; regulation of canonical NF-kappaB signal transduction. Gene Ontology annotation, cellular component: plasma membrane signaling receptor complex; cytoplasmic side of plasma membrane. The transcript is spliced from 9 exons. Gene Ontology annotation, molecular function: zinc ion binding; tumor necrosis factor receptor binding; ubiquitin protein ligase binding. The record is from RefSeq and is a predicted model, not a curated record. Bases 2 to 1528 code for a protein of 508 amino acids.